Messenger RNA from Sorex fumeus (smoky shrew), 2927 nucleotides. RefSeq names its product E3 ubiquitin-protein ligase TRIM38-like. The coding region runs from base 406 to 1890 and encodes 494 amino acids. The record is from RefSeq and is a predicted model, not a curated record. Gene Ontology annotation, molecular function: protein binding; zinc ion binding. Lineage: Eukaryota; Metazoa; Chordata; Mammalia; Eulipotyphla; Soricidae. The transcript is spliced from 8 exons.
GUUUAAUCCAGUUUGGGUGAAAGGGGGUCCAGGGUCACUAGAAGCUACAACAGUGACUGGCAACAAAAAAUUAUUAAUGGUUUCCAGGAAAAACCAUGGCCUCGGGCAAAGUUAAGACCAUGAGAGAGGAAGCCACCUGACUGAUCUGCCUAGAGCUGAUGACUGAGCCAGUGAAAAACUGUUGACACAUCUACUGCCAUUCAGGCUUAUUAGAAAAUCUUGAGAACCAGAAAAUGAAGUCACCUUUCUGGGGAAACUUCCAGUGUCCUGUAUGUAGGGCACAGUUUCAAAGGGAGAGCAUCUGGCCCAGUAAGCAGCUAGGAAACCGCACUGACACAAUUAAGAUGGCGGAGCAGGAACAUCUGUGUGAGGAUCACAGAGAGAAGCUCAGCCUGUUCUGUGAAGAUGAUGGUCAGCUCAUCUGCUGGUGUUGUGAGCGGACAAAACAGCACAAAGGGCAAACCACCAUCCUUGCUACAGAUGCCUGUCAAGGCUACAGGAUUUCCAGGAAAAAACAUGGCCUCAGGCAGAGCUAAGAAAAUGAAAGAGGAAGCCACCUGCCCCAUCUGCCUGGAUUUGAUGACUGAGCCAGUGAUCAUAGACUGUGGACACAUCUACUGCCAUUCUUGCAUAUUAGAAAAUGUUGAGAAACAGCAACAGAAGUCACCAUCACUGGGAAUCUUUGAGUGUCCUGUAUGUCGGGCACAGUUUCAGAGAGAGAGUAUCCGUCCCAGUAAGCAGCUAGGAAACCUCAUUGAUACAAUUAAGAUGAUGGAGCAUGAACUUUUGUGUGAAGAACAUGGAGAGAAACUCUUCCUGUUCUGUAAAGAUGAUGGUCAGCUCCUCUGCUGGUGCUGUGAGCGGUCAGCACACCACAAAGGGCACACCACAGUCCUUGCUGAAGAGGCCUGUCAAGGAUACAAGGAAACAUUCGGGGAAAUUUUGACAAACCUGAGGGAGCAAGAAGUUAAAAACAAGGAAUGGCAACAGAAAAUCAGAGAAAAAAUUACAAAAGUUAAGUCUGAAACUCUGGAUGAAGAAAGUUCUAUAGAGUAUGACUUUAAGAUAUUGCAGAUGAUACUAUACAUGGAGGAGAAAUCUUAUCUACGGAGACUGGAGAAUAGAAAAGAGGAAUUUCUGAAGAAUCUGCAGGACAGUGAAGCCAAGCUGGAGAAGCAAAGCCAGGAACUGAACAAACACAUCCUGGAACUGGAGAGGAAAUGUCAGGGCUCAGCCCAGCAGUUACUACAGGAUGUGACAGACACUUUGGAGAGGAUUUCUGCUCUGAAGUUAAAUGCACAAGAGGGUAUCUCAUUGGAUAUUUAUCCUGGGACUAAAUAUAGAAGCCAUUUCCAUACAUUCAUAAAAAUGUUCGAGAUUGCUUAUGUUAAAGUAACUCUUGAUCCAGAUACAGCUCACAAUAACCUACUUGUGAACAAGAAAAAGAACAAGGUGACUAGUGGAUCACCUCAAGUGAAGCAUGAGACUCCUGCUAGGUUUAAAGACUUACCAUGUGUCCUGGGAUGUGAGACCAUCACCUCAGGAAAAAAAUUCUUUGUACUAUAUGAUGUAGAAGGACCUGAGUGGGAUGUUGGAGUUUGUCGGGAAAAUGUGUCAAGAGACAAUGACAUGAAACGGGAUCCUGAGUCUGGAUUCUGGGCCAUCAGACAUACCAAAGGUGGUAGCUUUGUAGCUCUUACACAUCCCCUAACUCCUCUUUCUUUGGUGGAUGUUUUUAACAUAGGGGUUUUUGUGGACUAUGAGGACGGAUUUGUCUCCUUUUAUGAUGUGCCAACUAAAUCCCACAUCUUCACUUUCCCAAAGGCCUCUUUCUCUGAGCCUAUCAGGCCUUAUUUCAGUAUUGGUAAAGAUUCUACUCUGUGCACAUGAGUACCAUAAGUUGAAGAAAAAUCGUAAGAAAAAGAUUUUUGAGAUUUGUAAGAAAAAUAGCACAAUAUCCUUAUGCUUGUAUCCAGUUUAAAGAAAUAUGAUUCAAAUUCUGUGACUGUAGAAAUCUUGGUUGUUUUCUUCACUGUUCCCAUAACCCAGAAAGAUGCUAAGCUUAGUACUUACCUAGUAGAUUUUCAUUAAAUGAGUGAUUAUAAAGACUCUAAGCAAGUGAUAAUUUCCUCUAAAUCAGAAAUGCUUUAGAGGGAAGUUACUUAGUUGCAAAGACCAUACACUGUCCUGCUUACCAAUCUUCAGUCAAUAUAUUUUUAUGAAAAUAAUCUAUAGCCUACCUAAGUUCCCAUCACUGAUUUCUUCUAAGUUAAUAAAAUUCUUUCCUUCGAGUGUGAGUGUGCUGAAACAAUCCCCAUUCAAUGUUCCUUGCAGUGUCUUUUGCAAAUGUUGGGAGAGUAUUGUCAGGACUAAAGUAGUUAAUCCCAGAUUCUAGGAGAGGUGUAUAUGUCCACAAGAGUAAAUACAAACUUAAGUCAAAAAAUAAAAAAUAUAGAGUUUCUUAGAGAACAGUAUUUACUUAAGAUCCAAGUAUACAGAUUGCACACAUUUCUGGGAUACAAAAAAUCAGGUAGUAGGCGACUAAUACUCAAGACAGGAGAAAUGAGGAUCAGGCAGACUAAUAUAUGAUUGGAAGCUUGUCACAAGUUUGUGGGAAUUGUGGGUAUGAGUGGGGAUUGUAGGACAGAGAAGAGACCACUGUGACAAUAAUAGUUGGAGAUGAUUAGUCUGGAUGCCAGAAAGUUCCGAUAACCUUUCACUAUCUGUAUUGCAAACCAUAAUACCCAAAAGAAAAGUGAGGGAAAGCCAGAGAGAAGGAGAAGGAGGAGGAGGAGAAAGACGAGGAGGAAGAGGAAGAGGAAGAGGAGGAGAAAGAAAAGGAAGAGGAGGAGGAAGAGGAGGAACAUAGGAAGAGGAAGAAGAAGAAGAAGAAAAGAAGGAGAAGGAGAAGGUGAAGGAGAGGGAGA